AUGUUUGUGGCGACUCAAGACCAUCAGGAAGAGUUUUAUUAAUUUAAGUUUCCUCUGCAAAUCACAUGUGUUUGGUAAUUAAUUCAAACACAAAUCCCAUUUGGCGCACCAACAAGCUAAAUGAGACGAACGCUCAGGUAUUUACCCUCCGUAGGAGGAAAUAGAAUCUUCAAUGAUACGUCUGGUGUGGUUAAUACAUUUGAAGUAGAAAAUAGAGGCUUAUAGCUGAAAAUGAAAAAUCUUCACUCGGGCAAUGAGCUCUCUGCUGCUGUCCAACUGCACCAUGAAGGACUGUGAAUCCGUUCUCCACUACUCCGCACCAGGCAAGGCCAGCGUCCAGUUCUCCUCCGCUCUCCACUCCCAACCCAAGUCCCAGACGUUCAGCCUACAGUCAGGGCCACACCUGCUGGCCAGCAUGCAGCUUCAGAAGCUCAACAGCCACUACCAGAACCUGACGGUGGCCUCCACCCCCGGUAGUGGACCCACCCGGGGCUGCAGCACAGUGUCCGCAGGUGCCGGGCAGCCGAUCUCCGCGGGCACGGGCCAAUCUCCCAGCAUUUUUGAUUCUGACCCUGUGGAUGAAGAGGUCCUGAUGUCCCUGGUGGUCGAGCUGGGCUUGGAUCAGGCUAACGAGCUGCCGGAGUUAUGGUUGGGCCAGAACGAGUUUGACUUCAUUUCCGACGUUUCUGCCGGCCGCUGACCAGCUAUGACGCACACUAACACAGCAUUUAAGGAAUACAGAAUCCUUUUUCUUUGAAGUGUCUUUUUGUGACCAGGGCUUGUGCUGGCCUUGACAGAGCCUCCCUCUGCAUUGUAAAGCCGUUUCUCCUUAUUUUAAGUUCAAGGUGACGCUCGGAUAACUUGGUGGUCUUGUGAACUUUGGAAUCUCGCCAUGACUUGACGUUGCCUUCAAGCUGAAAAGCCAAAGGGAGGAUUGCAAACUACUUUAUUUGACAACCUGUUUGGUUUAUUUUCUUUGGAUUUAGUGUUUUUUGUUUUUUUUUUUAAUUAUUAAAAAUCUAUCUACGGCUCAGAGUCUCUCCUAUGUUGAAUAUGCAAGGUUUUCCAGCAAACUGACUGAAAACAGACUCUUUGACAUUUUUUCAGCUAAGUCGAGGAGGCAGCUCUACAAAUAGCCUUUUGACGACAAACUGCUUCACCUGACCCCCUGGUCUGGAUGGCCGCAGUUCUUUCUUCCCGGGCCUUAUUGUGGCAGGCAGUGUGCUGUUACAGCCCAGUAACUGAAGGAGACCCUGAAUGCAGGCCUGUCCUGAAUGCAGGCCUGUCCCGGCUUGGUCCCGUCCACCACUGUCCAGCUCCGCCCCCUCAGUGUGUGAUCAGAGCGAUCUGAUCUGUAAGGAAACAUGGCUAUUUUUUAUAACAAAAGCUUUAUGUGGCUAGUGGGUUAAUUUUUCCUGCUUUCUCUGAGAAUAAUUUUGGUAUAAGCUGCCUUUAAAUGUGUAUAUAUGAGAAUUGUCAAAGACCUUUUUGGAAAGGUAAAAAAUGACAAAGCAUUGCAGGUUUCAUGUUGAGUUUUGGUGCUGGAUCUCUAUAAAAGCUUUGGACUAACGUACGGCUGAAGUCUCCCCACCUUCAGUUUUCAGCAACAUCACCUUUUCGGAGGGGGUUGUAAACACACGCUGGGGGAACACUUUUUUUUUUUUUCUGGACAGAUGUUGGAAAAACAUCAAGCUGCUGUAGUUGCUGGAUGGGAACGGGAAGGCCUCCAUUGGAAAGCAAGCCUGUGAAGUCAUGUUUGCAUCUAGUAAAUAUAAACCUUUUGUUAAACCGUUAAUCUGUUUAUCAUUUCAAUCCAGAUCUUUGUUUUUCUAAGCACUUAUGGUCCACAGUCAAGGACACAACCAUACAAUUGUAUAUUUUUUCUGCACAUUUUGAAAUAAAUUCUGGAAUGAAA
Messenger RNA from Paramormyrops kingsleyae, 1915 nucleotides. It is a transcript of the gene cited1, whose product is annotated as Cbp/p300-interacting transactivator, with Glu/Asp-rich carboxy-terminal domain, 1. Lineage: Eukaryota; Metazoa; Chordata; Actinopteri; Osteoglossiformes; Mormyridae. Gene Ontology annotation, molecular function: transcription coactivator activity. The record is from RefSeq and is a predicted model, not a curated record. Gene Ontology annotation, cellular component: nucleus. Gene Ontology annotation, biological process: regulation of DNA-templated transcription.